Molecule: messenger RNA, 963 nt
Organism: Coprinopsis cinerea okayama7#130
Lineage: Eukaryota; Fungi; Basidiomycota; Agaricomycetes; Agaricales; Psathyrellaceae
Product: endosome protein
Exons: 2
Coding region: 1-963 (320 amino acids)
Molecular function (GO): protein binding
Source: RefSeq, a predicted model, not a curated record
AUGGGGUUCCUUUCGAAACUCAAAUCCAAAGUGAAGGAGCAUGUUGGAAGCAGCUCAUCUGAUCAGGGACCCUCGGGAUACUAUGAUCACCACAAUCAAUACGGGACAGACUCUUCUUUGCCUCCAGCAUGGACUCCCGCCCCAGAAGUAUCGCACAAGUGGGGCAAAUGGAACGAAGCUCCUGACGAUGAAUACCAAGCAGGAGAAGACUUUUGCCUCGAAUACCCUCCGAACCCACCCCGUCUCUUGCCUUCGGCAGCAGUCGACUACAUCUCUUCUGUCGGAUGUAAAGCUUGGUCUAUCGAACAACCAGAGACAGCCAGAUUUUCUGGCACAAUCUCCAACCCAGGGGAUUUCAAAGGCAGUCUGGGUGUGGUGAAGAUCUCCACCAACGAGAACUGCAAGGACACCACCCUGCUGAGUACACUGCCCAUCAUGGCUGGACUGUACGAUGUCCAGGGAAAGUCAGGCGUUUACUACGAGGUGCUGAUAAAGCAGAUGGAUGGAGUGGUCGUUGUGGGCACCAGUUGUAGGCCCUACCCCGCGUGGCGCCUGCCUGGAUGGAACCGCCUCAGCGCUGGAUUGCACCUUGACGACCUUCGCAAGUUCUUCGAAGAUCCUGAUGGAGGCAGAGAUUACGUGACACCGGACCUCGUUUCUCAAGUUCGUCCUGGAGAUACGAUCGGCUGUGGCUACGAGUUCAGCACCGGAGGGUUAUUCUUCACAUACAACGGAAUUCGCCUUUCCAAUGCCUUCACAGGUAUCUACCUCCCAAGGCACGAGCAUGAUGUGUUUGCAGCAGUUGGUGUGGAAGGCCGUGCAGAACUCGAGGUCAACUUUGGGGGAGAUAUGUUCAGGUGGAAGGAGGGCAAUGAGUGGGCAUGGAGAGUUGAGGGGCAUGUUGGGAAGAUUGUGGGUUCCUCCAGAGAAUACGAUGCCGAACUCCCCGCCUACAGUCUUUGA